This is a messenger RNA of Neltuma alba, 1432 nucleotides long. RefSeq lists its product as uncharacterized. The record is from RefSeq and is a predicted model, not a curated record. Gene Ontology annotation, biological process: regulation of DNA-templated transcription. NCBI's taxonomy places the organism in Eukaryota, Viridiplantae, Streptophyta, Magnoliopsida, Fabales, Fabaceae. Gene Ontology annotation, molecular function: double-stranded DNA binding. The coding region runs from base 6 to 1166 and encodes 386 amino acids. The transcript is spliced from 2 exons.
AGUCCAUGUUGCCUUCUCUCCGCAAAGCUAUCGGUAUCAGCGCAGUCUCUCCUUCAACAUUGCAACAUCUGAUUUGUGUUCAAACCCAGUGGUUUUCAUCAAGGUAUGCUUAUUCAACCUCUUCCAAUGGGCAUUCUUUCACCUUCUCAUAUCUCAUUGACACCUGUGGCUUGUCACCCAAACAAGCUGCUUCAGCUUCUAAGCGUGUCAGCUUCGAAACGCCGGAUAAGCCUGAUUUGGUUAUCAAUUUCCUUAAAAGUCAUGGAUUCUCUCAGCCCCAGAUUGUUCGUUUCAUUGCUGAGAUCCCAUCGUUUCUCCGAUAUGAUCCUGAGAAAACCUUUCUGCCCAAAAUUGAAUUUUUCAAAUCCAGAGGCGUUUCGAGCUCAGACAUCCCUAGGCUCAUAUGUAGUUGUCCUAGAAUCAUGUCAAGAAGCUUAAGGAAGCAGCUCAUUCCUUCCUUUGACUUCUUUCGAGAUGUGUCUCAAUCUGACGAGAAGCUUAUUAAAACUCUUCAAUAUUGCUCGGGCAUUCUUCUUAACGCCAACACAAUUGCCCGGCCUAAUAUGGAGCUAUUGCGAGAAGCAGGAGUUCCUGAAUCAAAUGUCAUCAAAUUGUUGCAAGUGUAUCCUAGGACAUUAACUGCAAGCCCUAAUGUGUUUAAGGACAUUGUAGAAGAAGUGAAGAAUAUAGGGAUCAAUCCUUUGAAGUAUCAAUUUCUUAUGGCUAUUCAUGUAUUCUUCUGUCUAAACAAAUCCUCAUUGGCAAAGAGAGCUGAUGUUUAUAAAAAGUGGGGUUGGUCUGACCAUGACACUCUUGUGGCAUUUAGAAAGUUCCCUCUCUGUAUGGCAGCAGCAGAGGAUAAGAUCGAUGCAAUAAUGGAGUUUCUUGUCCAUAAAUUGGGCUGUGAGUCUUCUACUACUAGCAAAUAUCCUACAGUUUUUACAUUGAGCUUGAAAAGGCGAAUAGUUCCGAGAGGUGCUGUCAUUCAAGCUCUGUUGUCAAGGGGUCUAAUGAAAAAGAAAACAUUGUUUGCAACAUUUGUAUAUAGUGAAAGUUAUUUUCUGAGGAGGUUUCUCCUUUGUCAGGGGCAGGAAGCAACUCAAUUAUUAGAGUUGUAUCAGUCUAAACUGGAUCUUGCAAGGAAAAUGAAGAAUGGAAAGGUUUGAAGGUUGGGAAUGACAUAUCUAGCAUGCAAAGAGCUUCAUAUUACACUAGGAUCUCUCCAUUUGAAUUUAGCCCCAAGUUUUAAAGCUUAUCUGAGAAGGCGUUUUGGAGUAAGAAUCAUGUAUAGAGACAUUGUUUUACCUUUCGUUGGAUUAUAGAACCCUUCAUCAGUAGGCUUUCGUGGGCCAUAUUUUCCAUUUGACCUUCUUCGUCACUAGUGCUGCAUUAAAACCAUCCUUUUCCAAAUCAGAAUUCUGGUUUAUGAUUA